This is a messenger RNA of Daphnia pulex (common water flea), 1126 nucleotides long. RefSeq lists its product as uncharacterized. The transcript has 3 exons. The coding region runs from base 57 to 1049 and encodes 330 amino acids. The record is from RefSeq and is a predicted model, not a curated record. Gene Ontology annotation, molecular function: protein binding. Lineage: Eukaryota; Metazoa; Arthropoda; Branchiopoda; Diplostraca; Daphniidae.
AGUUACGUGUCGCUUUUGUUACACAACUCUAUUGGAUUAAAGAAAAUCGAGGUAAAAUGGGUCGUUUGAAAGUCUUUUUUGGUUUGAUGUUCUUGAUUUUGAGUUGCGGGGCAAUUUGUUCCUCUGCUCUUACCACAUUUUCCUUGGAAGAUAAACUGCAAGAAUUGGAACUGAGACUAGAAGCCAAAAUUGAAGCUAAAAAUGCUCAACUUGAAGAAAAGGUGACACAACUGGAGGCGCAACUUGAACUAAAUAAUGAACUAAGACAAGAUUUGGCAUUGAAAGUAACUCAAUUAGAGGCCAAAAAUGUCCAACUGGAAGUCAAAAUUGAACAACAAGAAUCGCUUUUUAGAAAUCAUUUUUCACGUGAGAAAAAUGAACGCACAACAGCUCCCGACUCUGUUCCAAUUAGCAAUAAUCAAUCGGCUGUUGCCAUCAACGGACUGCCGUCUUCGUGCGGGGAUCUCAAAAUGAUUGGCCACAUUUGGAGCGGAUUUUAUUCCGUCAUAGGAUUGGCGAAAAUGGAAUCCGUUUAUUGCGAUUUCACUAAACUACCGGACGAUGCGGGUUUCCAGAAAUGGAUUGGAUACGUCGACGUCAAAUCGACGCCCGUCCAUUUCUACGUCCAGAGAAAUUCUUCAUUUAACACACAAUACACUCCAAUUCCGUUUGAUUUGGCGGUGGUGAACGAGGGAAACGCCAUGAAUUUGACCACGGGGAAAUUCACGGCACCGCGACCGGGAAUUUAUUUUUUCUCUUUCGCGGGACUGGCGUAUCUUUAUUCUUCAUCUUCUUCUGCUGGGUUUGAGUCUUAUCUUUAUUUGAAUGGGAAUCUAAUCGGGGUGAGUAAUGUUAACGAGAGAAACGCCCCCGUUGCUCAAUUUAGUCCGUUGACCCUUCAGUCGACGUUCAACUUGAAAAAAGGCGAUCAACUCUGGAUGGAGAUUUCUUAUACUGGUGACUCAUCCUCGUCUUUGUGGGACAGCAGUUACCACUACACACAUUUCACGGGUUUCAUGUUGGAGGAGGAAAUUGUGGCGUCCCUCUGAGGUUCGACAUCCAAAAUGAACGUCAAUCAUUUGGGGAAAAUAAUUUUAAGGGGAAAGGGAAGAUAAUUCAUUCGACU